AAGCACAUUAUCAGUACCGGUCCUCCAGAGACAUGCGGGACUUUUCAACUCGUUAGUGCCAAAGUAAAUAACAAGCGGAGUGGAUAAACGGAGGCCCCCAGGAGCGUCUGGAUUAUAUUUCACAGAACUUGGUCCAAGGCGGUCCGCGGAUGAGCAACAGCAGAUGAUGUUGAAGAGGUCCAAUCCCCAAAUGAAAGAGGAGUGACCACUUCAUCCUCCUCCUGUUGCACUUCAAACCUGAGGCGUCACUCCUGCCGCCUCGAUUUGCCACCAUUUCCUCCCUUAGUUGGUCCCCCCAAGCGUUUCAAAACUGUUUCUCCAACGCUUUUUCCAGAAACUCAGACUGUUUUCUAAAGCAGAAGCAGCACAGCCCUCCCAGAUUGAGGUGAUGGGAAGUGUGCGAGCCAGCCGCUACAGCACCGUGUCAUCAGAAGAGGACAGCAUGAAGCUCGCCGCCACGGGGGUACCAAACGGCUACGGCAACGGCAAGACUAAGGUGCAAACGAGGCACCAGCCGCAGAGCCGUUUCGUGAAGAAGGACGGUCACUGCAAUGUGCAGUUCAUCAACGUGAGCGAGAAAGGUCAGCGCUACCUGGCCGACAUUUUCACUACAUGUGUGGACAUCCGCUGGAGGUGGAUGUUCCUCAUCUUCUGUCUCGCCUUCCUCCUGUCAUGGUUGUUCUUUGGCUGCAUCUUCUGGCUGUUGGCCAUCUUUCACGGGGACUUGGAAAGUGGUACCAAGAUGUGCAUCUCCAACGUGAGCAGCUUCACGGCUGCCUUCCUGUUCUCCAUUGAGACUCAGACUACCAUUGGCUAUGGCUACAGAUACGUGACAGAGGAAUGCCCCGUCGCCGUCUUCAUGGUGGUUUUCCAAAGCAUCGUCGGCUGCAUCAUUGACGCCUUUAUCAUUGGCGCGGUCAUGGCCAAAAUGGCAAAACCCAAAAAGAGAAACGAAACUCUGGUGUUUAGCCAUAACGCCGCAGUGGCCAUGAGGGACAACAAGCUCUGUCUGAUGUGGCGCGUGGGCAACUUGCGGAAGAGCCACCUGGUUGAGGCACAUGUUCGAGCUCAGCUUCUGAAAUCCAGAACAACAGCGGAGGGCGAGUAUAUCCCUCUUGACCAAAUGGACAUAGAUGUGGGCUUUGACAGUGGAGUUGACCGAAUCUUUCUGGUCACCCCGAUCACCAUCGUCCAUGAGAUCAAUGAGGACAGCCCCUUUUACAACAUGAGCAAGCGAGAUAUUGAGAACUCAGACUUUGAAAUCGUGGUGAUCCUCGAGGGCAUGGUGGAGGCAACAGCCAUGACCACGCAGUGCCGCAGUUCCUACAUCGCCAGUGAGAUCCUUUGGGGCCACCGCUUCGAGCCUGUGCUCUUCGAGGAGAAGAACUACUACAAAGUGGACUACUCUCGCUUCCACAAGACGUACGAAGUGCUAAACACUCCCCUAUGCAGCGCCAGAGAUCUGGCGGAGAAGAAAUACAUCCUGUCUAACACCAAUACUUUCUGCUAUGAAAAUGAGAUGGCACUGGAAAAAAAGGAGGACACGGACGAGGGGAAUGGGGGCAGCGUUGGUCCCGACGGCACCCAGAUGGACAGCAUCUCAGAGACUGAACACAGCCAAGCCGUGGUGCCGCUGGAGCCACGCCCUCUGAGGCGAGAAUCAGAAAUAUGACGACUCAGACUUCACAUGAGCGAUUUAAAAGGAAGAAAAAAAAAUCCCCUAUCUACUCCGAAGGCUCGAGAAGCCAUGCCAGGAACGAGGGGAAGCCAAGCGGUACUGCUGUGGGAAGCCGUAAAAGGUUCAGGGCUCUAUGUAAGGGUCUGUCUUAAGUUUGACUACAGACAGUAUGACGAAACAAAGCACUAUGAAGCAUGUGGUCAAUGCUGAACUAAUUCUCCUCCAAGAACUCACCACUAACGUGCGCUCAGUCUCUGCGAAGAGGAAGCAGGUUGUUGUAAUGACCUCAGAAGUAAAGAAACGUACCCGGUGUGUCCUGUUUAGCACGAAAAAAGGCGCUUUUCUGAGUUUUCUUUUGAUUUUUUUUUUUAGUGCUGCUACCGAAUAGAGAAGUUACACACAUCUCUUUCAUUUUGACACUUUUACCUAGAACCAAAGAGUAAAGAAAGUCGGAACAAAGAAGGUACAAAGCAGAGUAUUUGUUCAUGAGCUGGUCUCAGAGCAAGGAGAUGUCACAGAUCACCGUCUCUAUAUGCAAUAAUAAAAAUAAAAAAAUGACACGAUAUGACAUGACUUUGCUGAUUCCCUGAGCUUUGUUUUACAGCAGCUGGUCAUAACAUCUGCUAGUAGCUGCUCAGACCAACUGAAACCUCUGAGCAGAGCUGUGUUAUUCACUCCAAACUGACAAGAAAUCAUUAAUUUAAAGAGAAUUAAAGUGUUUAAUUAUGUGGGGGUGUGAAUGUUCGAAAAGAAGUGCUGCUAUGAUGUUGCUUCUGUUGUUUUCUUCUUUGCAAUUUGUUACAGACAAAUGCCAAAGAGUAUUAUCAUAGUUAUUUUUUCCUUAAACCAACACCUGAUUAGAUUUGGUACAGAGUAUAAUAUUUUAGGGAGUUUUAAUACUAUUUGUUUUUAAAGAAUGUGUGUACAGUUUCUUUUAUUAUUUUUCUUUUUUUUUUUCGUUACAGUGAUCAUCCUUAACUUGAGCCACUUCAUCAAGCCUUAAUCUGAGCGGUCAGAAUGAGGAAAUUAUUUUCUUUUUUUUAAUUUAGUUUCCAGAACUAAAAUAAUGUUUUUUUU
Messenger RNA from Fundulus heteroclitus (mummichog), 2755 nucleotides. It is a transcript of the gene kcnj2a, whose product is annotated as potassium inwardly rectifying channel subfamily J member 2a. Gene Ontology annotation, cellular component: plasma membrane. The record is from RefSeq and is a predicted model, not a curated record. Lineage: Eukaryota; Metazoa; Chordata; Actinopteri; Cyprinodontiformes; Fundulidae. Bases 389 to 1672 code for a protein of 427 amino acids. Gene Ontology annotation, biological process: regulation of monoatomic ion transmembrane transport; potassium ion import across plasma membrane. The transcript is spliced from 2 exons. Gene Ontology annotation, molecular function: inward rectifier potassium channel activity.